AUGGCGCUGCAGUUUAACUUAGUCAAAUUUAUUCUAGUUGUCGCUGUAGUCUUUGUCAUUGUUCAAAUUCUCAUUACACUGCAUUUCUCGUCCAAAGACUGGCCUGACGACCAUCCAAUUCAAGGAAGAAAUCAUAUUGAUGAUUUUCAUAAGAGAAUCAAAUCCCACGUGGGUCUAGGGGACAAACCACACAGAGAGGAGGCAGCUUUCAAAUCCAAGACAGCUAGAGAUAUAUCACACAACAAAAAUACUCCAAACAGACAUGAGCCUCCAGUGCUUGAGAUGCCAUACAAACCGCCUUGCAAGCCAAAACAUAAGGAUGCAAAUUCUGCUCUACGAAGAGUCAAAUCAGAGACAUGUAGGAGAGAAAUUUAUAAAAUAUCUUGCUUAUCAGAAUCAAAUAAGUUAUAUAUGAGAGGAAUCAAAAGGUAUUGUCCUUUACCACAAAGUAGUAAAUCUCCUGCUAAAUCUAUCAAUGAUGCGAAGCCUGUGCCAUAUGGACCUCCUAUCAGGAUUGCAUAUAUUUUGACUCUACAUGGAAGAGCGUUCAGACAAGUUAAAAGACUCUUUAAAGCAAUUUAUCAUAGACAACAUUAUUAUUAUUUUCAUAUUGAUACGAGGUCAGAUUAUCUUCGUCGUGAAGUUGCCAACCUCAUAAAAGACUUCCCAAACACUGCACUUGCUCCUUGGAGUAUGUCAACAAUAUGGGGAGGUGCGACAUUGUUACAGAUGUUGUUAAGAUGUAUGGAAGAUCUUAUAAAAAAGAAAAAUUGGAAGUGGGACUUCUUUAUUAAUAUUAGUGGAUCUGAUUAUCCUAUCAAAGAUAAUACUGCAAUUACUCGUUUCCUGAGAUCGCAUAGAGAUCAAAACUUCUUAAAGCCGCAUGGCAGAGAUCUAAACAGGUUUAUCAAAAAGCAAGGAUUAGACAGAACAUUCCUACAAUGUGAUGAUCACAUGUGGAGGCUCGGAAAUCGUAGCCUUCCUCCAGGCAUAGAUAUUGAUGGCGGAAGUGAUUGGAUUGCCUUGAACCGCAAAUACUGCCAUUAUCUCGUGACGUCAACCGAUUCCCUAGUAACGGGACUAAAGCACAUGUAUAAAUAUACUCUGUUACCAGCUGAGUCGUUUUUUCAUACUGUCCUUCGCAAUGGCCCGCUGUGUGAGAACUGGAUUUCAACCAAUCUUCGUCUCACAAAUUGGAAGCGAAAGCUUGGCUGUCGAUGUCAGUACAAACACAUUGUGGACUGGUGUGGCUGCUCACCAAAUAAUUUCAAACCCGAAGACAUGACCAGAAUAAAGAGUCAAUCGCACAAUUAUUUUGCCCGUAAGUUUGAAGCAAUUGUGAACCAAGAAGUCAUCAACGAACUAGAUGCGUGGCUGUACGGGGAAUUUCCACCAAACACCAAAGGACUUCAUUAUUAUUGGGAAAACAUGUAUCACCAUGACGACAACAUCACCAAAACAUCUGACGCCUUUCUGACAUUCUUUUACUCGUUCGGUCGCAUAGCAACCAAACAAUUAUCACGUGACCACGAAGACAACUGCGAGUUAUUACGCAAAGGGCCGAUAAAAGAGGUUGCGUAUUUUAAUCAGCAUGAUCAGUUUAGUGGGCUGUUGGUUUUGUUUGAUGUGGAGUACGUCACAAAGAAGGGAGAGAGGAAAUCGUUGACGGUGGAGUCGUGGGUCUCACCGAAUUCGUUUGAAGAGCUGAUGAAUCUGAAUAUGACGAAAGGACCAGAACGACUUGUUUCACUUGAUGUUGGUACAGGGUGGGAUCAAAAAGAACGCGUCUUCAGGAACUUGGCUCGUCUCAUCAGUCCAUAUGACGAUCCUAUCCUCGUGCAUCGUUGGGUACACGGAGAAGAGUUUGAUGUCAAGAUCAUGUGGGUAGACCCUAUCAACGUCGUUUCAGGAGUCUACGAGAUGCACGUUGUUAACAACUGGGUUGUGUCGUUUCACAAGCCUGCAUUUAAGAAACCAAUGCGACCAGGAAAAUGGACGCUUAAGAUGAUCUACACACAAAAAGGUGAAGACAUGGUCAUUGGUGAAACCACUUUUUUGGUCAUUCCUCUCGGUUUUUACCAAGGGACGCGUGCGCCAGUUGAAAGAGCAAUGGAAACCAACCAUGGUCCCCCCGGGGGAAUAUACAACACAAAUGAUUUUUUGAUUGAAUUUGACCGCGAGGCCAACAAUACAGAAGCUGCGGCUAAGGAAGCCACUAUAAAUGCGAGGAAGUCUGGAGACGAGCUGGAUAGAUGGAUUGAUAAAGUAGUAGGUGAAUUUUGGACAGUUGAAGGUACUUGUCUUGUUGAGGGCGAAGUUCCUGACUGCCUUCGGAUUACUCCCUGUAGUGAGAUUGAAUGGAGUUCAAGGUCACCUGAUCCAAAAUCUGCCAUCGGGAAAGUCAAGGCUGAUGGAAGAAUUCGGUGACAAAAAAAUUCUCAAAAUUAGUUUAAAAUGUUUAAAUUAUUCCUGCUUCUGACUUCUACGGAUUUCGAAGUCAGCAUGUGACCAGCAUAAAAAAAUCCGGCAGUGUUUUCAGUCAUGCGCACUUUUUCUGCCUUCAGUUUAUUUAAGUGUUCGCUAAGAGGAAAAACGAAGGGCUAUGACAAUGAAAAUAUGAAAUUUAAU
This is a messenger RNA of Actinia tenebrosa (Australian red waratah sea anemone), 2628 nucleotides long. Its product is annotated as xylosyltransferase 1. Gene Ontology annotation, biological process: chondroitin sulfate proteoglycan biosynthetic process; heparan sulfate proteoglycan biosynthetic process. Gene Ontology annotation, molecular function: protein xylosyltransferase activity. NCBI's taxonomy places the organism in Eukaryota, Metazoa, Cnidaria, Anthozoa, Actiniaria, Actiniidae. Gene Ontology annotation, cellular component: membrane. The record is from RefSeq and is a predicted model, not a curated record.